Messenger RNA from Boleophthalmus pectinirostris (great blue-spotted mudskipper), 1260 nucleotides. It is a transcript of the gene higd1a, whose product is annotated as HIG1 hypoxia inducible domain family, member 1A. The record is from RefSeq and is a predicted model, not a curated record. Lineage: Eukaryota; Metazoa; Chordata; Actinopteri; Gobiiformes; Gobiidae. The transcript has 4 exons. Gene Ontology annotation, biological process: mitochondrial respirasome assembly. The coding region runs from base 201 to 476 and encodes 91 amino acids. Gene Ontology annotation, cellular component: mitochondrion.
GUCUGUCGUGUCUCCUUGAGCUCGGGUUGUGUAACCCGGAACCAUGGAUCUAUUAAAAUAACCGGAAUAGCUCGGAACGGAGAAACACCGGCUGUCUUCUUUUGAGUUGCACGGUUGCGUCUGUUGCUUUAAAAUAUUAUAUAUUUAUAAGAUAUUAUUUGACAGUUCCUGAAUUAGCAUCUUGGUAUAUUUAAGUAAACAUGUCUGAAUAUGAGGAGAAUCAAUCAAAAUUUAUGCGCAAAGCAAAGGAGAAUCCAUUUGUGCCUGUUGGAAUGGCAGGAUUCGUCGGCAUUGUUGGGUACCAGCUGAUGAAGAUGAAAAAUCGCGGAAAUGUUAAAAUGUCAGUCCACCUCAUCCACAUGCGUGUUGCUGCUCAGGGCUUUGUGGUCGGUGCCAUGACGUUAGGUGUGAUAUAUUCAAUGUACAAUGAAUUCUACCUUGGCAAACAAGACCAGAAGGCAGUGACACACAAGUGAUGAAUGCUACUCGGUGCAAUAUUAAUUGUAUUUAUUUUUAUCAAAUGUGUUCAAGCAUUUUUAUGCCUUUGAACUACUAAUACUAAUACUAUAUUAAUAUUACACAAAAAUGCCUCAUUUAGUCCGCUAAUAUUUGUAUGUCAGGUUUUUUUUUUAAUCCUUGAAAAGCUACCCAAACUGUAGCGUAAAUAGUUAUUUUUGUAAUCAAACUCAAAGCAUAGGACUUUACCAACUAAUUUGCACCGUCAUUGUAAAUGUAUAACCCUUGGAGUGACAGGGUUUAUAAACCUUUGGAUUGUGCUGUACGUAGUGUGAGCUCGAGCUAAUGUGCUUUAUUUCACAUAGAAAUAAAAGCGAAACAAGGCAGGUUUCCUGAUAAUUGUUUGAAACCACAGAAGCUAAGUAAACAUGUGAAACAUGGAAUAUCUGUAGCGUAGGUAGGAAACCACUGAUAAUGAUUUGUCUAUCAAUUUCAUUUGUACAGUUGCACCCUCUGUAUUGCCUUUUUUUGGUCAAACAUUACUCGUCUACUUCAUUAGUGGAUUUAAGAAUCCAUUAUUCUGAAAUUUAGUUUUGGAUACACAUAGAAAGGUCUUUAAUAUUUUAACAUGGUCACAUCGUACAAUAAGGACUUAUCUUUACACACAUAAACAUUAUGCAAUGUGCCUUUUUCAUCAAACAAAUAGAUUACAAAUAUCUCAAUAACUCUGAAAUUAUGUUUGAAAUGUUUCAAAUGAGUUGUAGUCUUCUUCAAGAAAUAAAACAUGUCCUGUUAUAAACCUCA